Molecule: messenger RNA, 1488 nt
Organism: Protobothrops mucrosquamatus (brown spotted pit viper)
Lineage: Eukaryota; Metazoa; Chordata; Lepidosauria; Squamata; Viperidae
Gene: YPEL4
Product: yippee like 4
Exons: 4
Coding region: 137-520 (127 amino acids)
Source: RefSeq, a predicted model, not a curated record
GCAGCCCCCCCAAACUUCACUUUUUUGAAAAACGGCUUUAGCCAACCUGCUUCGCUGCUUCACUUGUGAUCGCUUAUGUGGGGGCUGCACAGCGCCAGCUCCCCCACCUCGACAAGGCAUCGCUCUCCAGCCUGUCAUGCCCAGCUGUGAGCCAGUGCCACCAGCCGCCUGUCUCCCUACCAAAACAUUCCGCAGUUACCUGCCCCGGUGCCACCGGACUUACAGCUGUGUCCACUGCAGGGCACACUUGGCCAAACAUGAUGAGCUCAUCUCCAAGUCCUUCCAGGGGAGUCAUGGUCGCGCCUAUCUUUUCAAUUCUGUGGUUAAUGUGGGCUGUGGUCCAGCAGAGCAACGUCUUCUGCUCACCGGUCUCCAUUCAGUUGCUGAUAUAUUUUGUGAAAGCUGCAAGACUACACUGGGCUGGAAAUAUGAACAAGCCUUCGAGACCAGCCAGAAGUACAAAGAAGGGAAGUACAUCAUUGAGAUGUCACAUAUGGUGAAGGACAAUGGCUGGGACUGAGAAAGAAGACUGGGUUCAUACCCUCCUGCGUAGCAUGCCGUGCUCUUUCGUAACCCCAUUGCCACAAGUGGCACCCCAGCACAACCAACCCAGCUACCCUUCUAUCAAUCUCCUGCACAGCAUCAUCCAGGGGAAUGGAGCUUCCAGGAUCUUUCUCCCAAAGCCUCUUUCUGAAAUGCUGGACUCACUGUUUGGAGGACCCUACCUGUCCCCUAGAGCAGAAGAGGAAAACAUGCAGGCGGUAGAGAGUGGGAGAUUUUGGAUUGGUUUCUCCUUGGCCUGUGUAGGUUAUUAUGUUACAUCCCGUUAGCACUUGUCAGCAUAACACUGUGGCAUCCAGAACGGAGAACCUGGAAUCAGGUUUGAACUAUGCAGUCCAUUGUGUAAGAAAAACAAAAUACUUAAUGCAAUGUGACAGCAAGGGCUCUGACAUAGGGUAUGGUUUGGGGGAGGGUCAAUAGAUCAGUUUGACGCUUAAAAGCUGAAGAGAGAUCGUCUCCAGUAUCUCUAGCGUAAAUAAAGAAGGGCUGUGACAGAACUUCAACUAUGGCCCUGAAUAGCUGUGGGCAGAUAAUGUUGACAGCAUUGAGCUGGGUAGUGAUUCAAUGAAUUAUUGUUCUUCUCAUUUCUGAGGAGAAAUUAAGAGUUGUACAUCAGCCUGCUGAUAUUGGGCACUGAAGGUUGGAUGGUGUAGAUCACACGGGGAGAUAAAAGAUAUCCUGAAGGUAGGGGACAGAGGAACAGUCUCUCCAAAUGGCAGUUAUCAGUCCCUUUCCCAGACACUGCAAUGGUAUUUCCCCCAGGUUUAUUCUAUGGAGUCCAUUAAUUUAGGUGUGAACCACCGUGUGCUUGUAAUCCCUGAGCACUAUAACCCCUCCCCUCAACUCCCCUACCAUACAUGAAGGUGUGUCUAUGUGGGGGAAACAACACUUCAGCACUGUCACCAGCGCAGGCAUUUUUUUGUAUAA